Molecule: messenger RNA, 2277 nt
Organism: Lachancea meyersii CBS 8951
Lineage: Eukaryota; Fungi; Ascomycota; Saccharomycetes; Saccharomycetales; Saccharomycetaceae
Source: the annotation of a GenBank genome assembly
AUGGCGGCAGCUAAAAUUUCGAAGAGCCAGAAGAGCGAGGCUGCCUCGAAAAACGCCAAAACGGCGCCUCAGCAAGCCAAUCCGUACGAAUUUGUGGGUCAAAAAUGGCUUCUUAAACAGCUUCCUGACAAAGCAUCGACCUAUAGAGUGCUUCAAUGGACUGUUACGCUUGUAGCUUUUAUCGUGAGAUUCAAAGAGCUACCGUAUCCGCGGGAAGUUGUGUUCGACGAAGUUCACUUCGGGAAAUUCGCGUCCUACUAUCUCGAAAGAACGUAUUUCUUCGACGUGCACCCACCCUUUGCAAAGAUGCUCAUCGCCUUUGUGGGAUGGCUAGUGGGUUACAACGGUUCGUUCAAGUUUGACGACAUUGGAUUGAGCUACGAUACCAACCCAGCACCAUUUGUCGCUUAUAGAUCUCUAAGUGCGAUUCUGGGAACGCUCACGGUGCCAAUUGUGUUCAACACCAUGAAGGAAAUGAACUUCAGAGCUAUCAGUUGCUUUUUGGGUGCCAUGCUCAUUGCAGUCGACUGUGCUCAUGUCAUUGACUCGCGUUUGAUCUUGUUGGAUGCCACUCUGAUCAUCGCUGUUGCAAUGUCUUUCUACUGCUACGUGCGGUUCUACAAGGCCCAGCUGCAAGCGCCUUUCUCGUCUCAGUGGUAUGCCUGGCUGUAUGCCACUGGACUCUCUUUGUCAUUUGUGAUGUCGACCAAAUACAUUGGUGUUAUGACCUACGCGGCCAUCGGAGUUGGCGUAGCGGUAAAUUUGUGGCAGUUGCUUGACGUUAGAGCUGGCCUUUCUCUCAAAAAUUUUGCCAAACAUGUCUCGCAGAGACUGAAUGGGCUAAUUUUUGCACCUUUCAUGGUCUACUUGUUUUGGUUUUAUGUUCACUUUGCAAUUCUAAGUGGGUCUGGUCCUGGCGAUGAUUUCAUGUCACCCAACUUCCAAGAGACUCUGACGGAUUCUCCCUUGGCCAAAGAGGCUAGACAAGUAAACUAUUUCGACGUCAUCACGAUGAAGCACAAGAACACAAACGCUUGGCUUCAUUCGCAUACCGAUCGUUAUCCUUUGCGUUACGAUGAUGGUCGUGUCUCAUCCAAUGGACAGCAAGUCACCGCUUAUAACUAUGAAGACAUUAACAACCAGUGGGAAGUGCUCCCCACGAUAGAGCUUCCAUCAAAGCAGGGGCAACCGGUCCAUUUAGGCGACGUUGUUAGAUUCAGACAUGUUAUUACUGGCACUUAUUUACUAGCCCACGACGUUGCUUCGCCACUCUACCCUACGAAUGAAGAGAUUACCACUGCUGAAGAAGAGCAAGCUCUUGGCUCCAGUAGUCAUGAAACCACGUUCCGUCUGCAAGCCGUCAACAAAGGCGACGAAAAAGAAAUCUUGAAGACCAAGGCAUCGCUUUUCAGAGUGCUGCACACCGACACUGCUGUAGCUCUCUGGACUCACAAUGAUGUUUUACUGCCAGAAUGGGGGUUCAAACAGCAAGAGGUCAAUGGAAACAAAAAGCUGGUCGAUCCAGAAAACUCCUGGAUUAUGGACACGAUCAUUGACCUUGAUGAUGACCGCAAGGUCUACGUUCCUAAGCCAGUCAAGAAACUAUCGUUUUUCACCAAAUGGUCGGAGCUGCAAAGACUCAUGUUCGAGCACAACAACAAACUAUCUUCGGAGCAUCCCUUUGCUUCUAAUCCCGAAUCUUGGCCCGGUUCUCUUUCCGGUGUUUCAUUCUGGACUAAAGACCAAGACCGUAAGCAGAUCUACUUUAUUGGUAAUUUGAUCGGUUGGUGGUCCCAAGUUGUCGCAAUGGCUCUUUUCUGCGGAAUCUUAGCGGCUGAUCUACUCGUUAGACGUCGUGGAUUGUUUCCACUCAACAGGAUGGCUAGAGAGAAGCUAUAUGGUCCACUUUCGUUCUUGUUUGUCGGUUGGUUGUGUCACUUUUUGCCCUUCUUUUUGAUGGGGAGGCAAAAGUUUCUGCACCACUAUCUACCCGCUCACUUGAUCGCUUCCAUGAUCUCCGCUGCAGUAUGGGAAUUUAUUUUUACUGACAACAAAUCUCUUGACCUCAACAGAGAUGAAGACGAUGCAGCUAACCCUCAUGAUUCAGACCCUCACCUAAGCUUUGUUCCUUUAUGCCUGUUUGUGAUGACUUUAACCAUAGCGCUAGUGUGGUUCUUCGUUUUCCUUUCGCCAAUUGUUUACGGUGACGUUGGUUUGACCGUUGAACAAGUGAAGAGCAGGGAAUUCUUUAACAUGAAGCUACACUUCUCCAAGUAG